AUGCCUUACUGUGCCAGAUGCGCCCGCUCCUUCAAGAACAAUCAAGCGUUAUGGCAGCAUGAGGAGAAUUCCGGCAUGCACAACGUUUGUCGCGAGUGCGAGGUAGACUUUGGUUCCGAGUCAGAGCUCAUCUCACAUUACGAGGAUGAGCAUUAUUACUGUGAUUCAUGCGAGGAGCUAUUUGACUCAGAAUCAGAGUUGGAAGACCACAAUGAGGAGGCGCACUGGUAUUGCAGAUCGUGCGAGCGCUUUUUCAAGGACGAGAACAGCCUCAACUAUCAUCUCCGCUCCUCCAUUCACCGGCCGCGCGCAUACGCCUGCCCAGGACGAAAGUGCACGAAGGCCUUUACCUCUCACGCCGCGCUCGUGAACCAUUGGGAGUCCGGGGCCUGCCCUUCGGGUGUCACCCGCGAGAGUGUUAAUCGUGUGGCCGCCAAGCUGGACAAGACUGGUCUCAUCACGAACCCCACACGUCUUCUUGGCGGACCCAGUGGGCGUGGGGAAAGCGUCGUCACGCAGGUGUGGGCUACAGAGCGGUCGUGGAAUGGAGAGGAGUACGAGUGCUUCCUCUGCCAUCGCGGAUUCCGCUCGCUCCUCGCGCUCAAUGCACACCUCCAGAGCCCCGUGCAUGCGGACAAGGGGUACCGCUGCCCGAAGACGUGGCGCGGCUGUGGGAAGGAGUUCAAGACGCUCAGUGCUCUCUGCCAGCACGUGGAGAGCGAGCAAUGCGGGGUGCGGCGUUUCAGCAAAGAGAUGCAGAACGUCAUCGAGUCGAUGUCGAGUAAGAUGAAGAAGAUCACUCUUUGA
Molecule: messenger RNA, 807 nt
Organism: Sparassis crispa
Lineage: Eukaryota; Fungi; Basidiomycota; Agaricomycetes; Polyporales; Sparassidaceae
Exons: 2
Coding region: 1-807 (268 amino acids)
Biological process (GO): regulation of transcription by RNA polymerase II
Cellular component (GO): nucleus
Molecular function (GO): RNA polymerase II transcription regulatory region sequence-specific DNA binding; DNA-binding transcription factor activity, RNA polymerase II-specific
Source: RefSeq, a predicted model, not a curated record